Leptopilina heterotoma is the source of this 3021-nucleotide messenger RNA. RefSeq names its product protein artichoke-like. Gene Ontology annotation, molecular function: protein binding. Bases 162 to 2819 code for a protein of 885 amino acids. Gene Ontology annotation, cellular component: extracellular matrix. The record is from RefSeq and is a predicted model, not a curated record. NCBI's taxonomy places the organism in Eukaryota, Metazoa, Arthropoda, Insecta, Hymenoptera, Figitidae. The transcript is spliced from 3 exons.
GUGUCUUCCCAACUCUCUCCCUGUAUCUUGGAACUUGAACCAUUCCACCGUCAGUUAUAUAUUCAUCUUCAAUUGUACAACAGUUUCUGGUAAACAAAAGUUUAACAUUAUUCUCUACAACUAGUUCCACAUUGUUACCAAUUGGAAAAAUCUAUUCUAAAAUGAGGAAGGUGCUGAUCAAUGCACUUCUAAUUUUCUCUAUCUGGACAUUGGGGAAUUGUUCCCUACAAGAAGCAUCAGAUGAUUUGGAGGAUGUGGUCAGUGAUUAUCAUCCGUUAAAGAAUUGCCGGACAAAUAUUCCCGGACUUCUUCCAUUGAAAGCGACGUUCGAGAAUCUAGACGAGAAAUUAUUCACCGGUUUGACAAAUAUGGAUUGUUUGGAUCUCAAAUCAAGAGGGAUUCAUCAAAUCACAACUGGGUUUUUCAAAAAAUUCCCCAAUCUUCGUGCAGUGAAUUUAGCGAAAAAUUCCCUAGAUGUGAACACAUUUUUUCAAAAUCAAGACCUAGUGAAUAUCGAGUCUCUCAACUUGGACGAUAACAAGAGAAUCGCGACUCUCAAAAUUGUUGGGAUUUAUCCAAAUCUGAAGCAUCUCUACCUGAGAAAUUUGGGUUUGAAUAAUCUUGAUAUCCUCUUCACGAGUAGUUUGACACACCUACAUCUCUCGAAUAAUUAUUUUUAUCAAGGUUCUCUAAAAAUAUCCGCCCUAGUAACGCACUUGUUUCUCGAUAACAAUAAUUUAGGGAAACUUCCCGAUGUUAGUCCAAAUCUUCGUCUACUAAGUCUGAAUGAUAACGUUUUUGAAAAAAUCGGUUGCACCCAAAAACCCAACAUCCGAUCACUGUGUCUAGAGAAAUUCCCCCAAUUGGAACAAUUACUAAUUGCCAGUAAUAAUCUAUUUGAAAUCGAGGCAAAUGCCUUUGAGAAGAAUGGAAAACUUAUUGAAUUAGAUUUAUCGGGUAAUAAUAUUGAUAAAUUAAAUGAAAACUCUUUGGGGAAAUUGAAUAAUUUGCGAAAGUUAAAUCUGAGUAGUAAUCCAUUGACGGAAGUACCAAAAGUUUGUGUUCUAACGAAUCUCGAAUUAUUGAUUCUCGACCACACGAGAAUAAUUGGAAUUGUUGACAAUGGAUUUUGUGAACUGAAGAAAUUGAAAGCGUUAUGGUUGAAUGAUGUGGGAAUUGAGAGAAUUGGAGAGAAUUCUUUUGGUAAUUUAAUUGCAUUGGAGGAACUGCAUCUUGGUGAGAAUCGUUUGAGAACACUUGACGGAUGGCAAAUGCCAUUCAGUCUUCGUCGUUUAUAUCUUGAGGGAAAUUCAUUUAAGUGUUUAGCCGAUGCCACGAGAAUUGGCACUGCCUUCCUUGAAUAUUUAGAUCUUAGACAAAAUCAAAUCAAUGAUUCUGAAGUACGUUCGUUUAAUAUUUCCAAAUUGCACAUCGAUUUUAUUAGCUUAUGCUUUGAUUUUGGAGGAGCUUUUCAACCGGAUCCACUUGGAAGUGACCAGCAAUUAACAGAGGAACUACGUUCAUUGGUUGGUGAACAGGAAUUUGGUUAUGAUAAUUUAUUACUCUCAACAUGUCAAAAGCAAAAUCCAGAUAAAGUUUCACUUGAUCUUUCAAAUUUGGGAAUAAACCGACUACCAAGGAGCUUCGUUUCUAGUCAACUUGUCACUUGUUUGAAUCUACAGGGUAACAAUUUUUUGGACAAUAUAAAUCUUGACGUCUUUAAUACGCAACCAAACCUCGAAUAUUUAAAUCUGGCCGAAAAUAAUGUUAAUCUACAAGAAAUACUAAAUAUUACUACACAUAAAAAAAUUAAAACAUUAAUUUUAGACAAGAUUUACAAUUAUAGAAUAGAAUAUGGCAACUAUAAUCAUGACUACAAUGAAUUCAGUACGUUGCAUCUUCGUUUACCGAGUUUACAGUAUCUUUCAUUACAAGCAAUGGAUCCUAAUAGAGAUGAUCAAGAUGACUUUUCAUAUUUAGAUUUUACUUCCACAAAUUUAACACAUUUAUUCUUGUCCAACAAUAAUAUAGACGAAAUAAAUGAGAGGUUUUUCCAAAAAUUCCCAUCAACUUUGACUCAUUUGUUUUUGGAAAGAUGUAAACUUAAUUCAUACUCAUCACCAAUGAAUCAAACAGCAUCAUUAAUUUUUCUCUCAAUGGACGGUAAUUCAUUUUCAUGUUCAAAGGGUGGUUGCUUAGAUUUUGAAAGUCAUCCGGAUUUGAAAUAUUUAUCUUUGGCAAAUUGCGAAAUAAACGUUAUUUCACACAACACAUUUUUCUAUAAUUCUAAACUCACUUAUUUGGACAUGUCGGGCAAUAAAAUUGAAGAACUUUCUGAUAGAGUAUUUCUGAAAACACCAGCUCUGGAAUCAUUGAACCUAAACAACAAUCAACUUUGGGAAAUACCAAAUCUCCAUACUUUGUCGAACUUGAAAAAAUUAUACUUGAAAAAUAAUCGAAUAACAAAUUUGAAUAAGGGUUGUUUUACUAGUUUAGAGAACUUGGAAAUUUUGUCAUUGAGUAGCAAUAAUAUUGGGGCGAUUGAUGGCAGUACCUUUGAUAAUCUUUUGAGUUUGAUUGUACUCGAUCUUUCUGGUAAUAAAAUCAAGAAAUUAGAUUAUAAUUCACCGUUUAAUCUCGAUUAUUUGAUUUUAACAGAUAAUUUAAUUUCUUCGAUCAAGGAUAUUGAUUUGGGUAAUUCAACAUUGAAAUAUUUGAUACUUGUCAAUAAUCCUUUAAUGAGUCUAACGCCACAGUCUCUUGAAUUUUUAUCUAAAGAUACGACGAUUGUUCUGCAAAAACCACCAGCAGAUUUAUAGAAAACACUUCUUGUAAUUCGAAAAUAAAUAUUUACUGUUUUUAUCCAUUUGUAAGUUUAGUUGUAACCUUUAAGAAAUUAUACUCUUUUAUGUAACAAACUUGACUAUUGCGUCAACAUUUUUUGCACAAUUGUUCAUAGAAUACGAAUAUUAUAGUAGAAUAUUGUAACCUUUUAUUUGGUUAAUAAACUUUUAUCAUAAA